UUUUUUGAUUAGGAAAUUAAGUCAGCCCAAGGGCUAACCCCUACCAAGGCUACUAGCCUUGUAGGAACUACCAGCACAUUGGCUGGUAAAGCAUGCAAAGCAUGCUAAGGAAAUACCCCAACAUAAUGCUGGGGGUAAGGAUCGAACCCCUGACCUCAAGGAUCAGAGGGGAGUGCUCUACCACAUGAGCUAUUUUGGGAUAAUUAUUUUUGUUAAUUAACCAAAAAAAAAAAAAAAAAAAAAAACAGCAUGAAACUGACUACUCAAGACUGAAGAGUCGGUUUCUCCGGCAACAACCAAUUUAGUAAUCCAACCACAAAAACACAAUCCUCCCUAAAACCCUCUCUUAAACCAACCUCUAUUUCAAUUUUCAACAGCUUCUCAAUUUCAUCAAUAAUUUCUUUUAAAUAAUAUAUUACGAAAAUAAAAUAAAAAAUAAAAUUAUGCCAGCUCUAAACCUACUCCUCCGGCGCACAAUAGCUUCCGCCGCCAUGAAGCCACCAUCAAUCCUCCGUCCUCCUCCAUCAACCCUAAAAUUGAGCACCGGUGUUUAUUUGAUAAGAGGAAGUAGGAGCACGUUAGCAAAGGGGGGCGCACGUUUAGGAGUACAGAUGGCGCACGUUAAGGGUCCUACAACAAAAAUAAUAUUAGUAAGGGGUAACAACAACAACAACAACAACAACAUUAAUAGGAAAAGGGUAUAUAUGCUUUCUUCAUCUUCUUCUUCAUCUCCAUUUUCUGAGGAGAGAGAAAGUGAAGAGAGAGAAGGAGAUAAAUUAGUUUCAUCUUCUUCUUCUACAACCUCAUCGCCUUAUCUCCUGACGACUGAGAUGGGUCAGGAGAGUAGGAAUAAUAAUAAUAAAAAUAAUGAUAAAGGAAAUAAUGACGUCGAUUGCCGAACAAACGACGUCGUUUCUGGUUCGCCUUUGAAAGAUCAAAAGGAUCAACAGUGUUCUAAAUUGCUUACAUUGCCCACUGUUUUGACCCUUGCUCGUGUUGCCGCCAUUCCUGUUUUUAUUGCAACAUUUUACGCGAAUAGUUGGUGGGGAGCAGCUGCCACAACUAGUAUAUUUGUUGCUGCAGCAAUUACUGAUUGGCUUGAUGGUUACCUUGCCAGAAAGAUGCGUCUAGGUACUGCAUUUGGUGCUUUUCUAGAUCCUGUAGCUGAUAAGCUUAUGGUUGCUGCAACAUUGGUCUUAUUGUGUAGCAGACCGCCUGAAGCUGCCAUGUUUGGAGAUAUCCCAUGGCUAUAUCCAGUACCUGCCAUUGUCAUCAUUGGGAGAGAGAUAACCAUGUCUGCAGUUAGGGAAUGGGCUGCUUCUCAAGAUGCUAAGCUUCUGCAGGCUGUUGCUGUAAAUAAUCUAGGCAAGUGGAAAACUGCAACUCAGAUGACUGCACUUACUUUUAUCUUGGCUACCCGAGACGGCAGUGUCUCUAGUCAAGGGGCUCUAGCCGCGUCUGGUGUUGUACUGCUCUAUAUUUCAGCCGGGCUUGCAGCAUGGUCACUGGUGGUAUACAUGAGGAAAAUAGGGAAGGUAUUAAUGAGAUAAUAAUAUGUUGAGGCUGCUGCCUCUGGUAUAUUCUACACAAUAUUCAUGAGGAUCUGAAUUGGUCCGUUUGUUGCUCGAGACAUCCGGACCUGAGAUGAUGGAUCCCUCAUCUUCCUGACGCUGAGAACAAAAGAUAUCAUAUUCAUGUUUCCUCCUGUAAACUGGGCAUUCUGCUGAACAAUCUUCAGCCGAGUAUUUGAGAUUGCUUUUUGCGCAAAUUCUUGUUCAUAUUAGUGGAGUUCUUUGGAGGAUUAUCACCAAGCGAUUCUGGGAUUAUUUAUAUUCAGGCAUAAUCUCAGUAUAGUUAUGUUAUCUGGAGAUUCUAGCAGCAACAAGCAGUGGAUGGAGAGAGGAAGGCAAGGGUUCAUUUGCUCUUUGUUUAAGUCUUUUUGUUGGAGGAUUUGAUUUAUUGAACUUGAAAACAAGUAUACUCCUUGUACUAUGUUAAACAAAGUAGGUAUCACUUAUACAUUAAAAUCAUGCUGUUUAUCCA
This is a messenger RNA of Beta vulgaris subsp. vulgaris (sugar beet), 2043 nucleotides long. Its product is annotated as CDP-diacylglycerol--glycerol-3-phosphate 3-phosphatidyltransferase 2. NCBI's taxonomy places the organism in Eukaryota, Viridiplantae, Streptophyta, Magnoliopsida, Caryophyllales, Amaranthaceae. Bases 444 to 1550 code for a protein of 368 amino acids. The transcript is spliced from 7 exons. Gene Ontology annotation, molecular function: CDP-diacylglycerol-glycerol-3-phosphate 3-phosphatidyltransferase activity. The record is from RefSeq and is a predicted model, not a curated record. Gene Ontology annotation, biological process: glycerophospholipid biosynthetic process. Gene Ontology annotation, cellular component: membrane; chloroplast envelope.